Messenger RNA from Pyricularia oryzae 70-15, 2752 nucleotides. RefSeq names its product purine permease. Lineage: Eukaryota; Fungi; Ascomycota; Sordariomycetes; Magnaporthales; Pyriculariaceae. Gene Ontology annotation, cellular component: membrane; fungal-type vacuole. Gene Ontology annotation, biological process: xanthine transport; transmembrane transport. Gene Ontology annotation, molecular function: xanthine transmembrane transporter activity. The transcript is spliced from 6 exons. The coding region runs from base 792 to 2654 and encodes 620 amino acids. The record is from RefSeq and is a predicted model, not a curated record.
CGCUGAUCCGAACCCGAUUGAUGUGAUGUUUGUGGAUGGUUGACACAAAAGAAUUUGAUGUCAAUGUCACAUGGACUACGGCUGGCGCUGAAUUUUCUCUUUUUGGUAGGCAGCUUACGGGGAGAAGGAAGAAACAGACGGCAAGAGAAGCAAAGGCGGGAAAAGCAAUCGCGUCCCUGUAAUGUUUAGCGCCAAGGCGGCUGGUUGCUGAAUCUUUGGCUUGAACAUGUGUUCAAUCUACGGGUAGACCUAGGGGGGGAAAAUACUCAUAUUAAAGUAUGGUUUUUCUCCCUCGAGAUCGAGACAACACUUGGCUCAUUGUUUGCCGCUCGACAACAAAGUACAUGCAGUUCGGGGUCUUUUUUUUUCGAUCAAGGUGGCAACACUUGUCGUUUUUCUCAGCGAAAGAAUCUGCAAUGCAACCUAGGGCAGAGUGUGAGCGGGGGUGAUAGAGAUUGAUAACUGUCUGGUACCUGUCGCUUCGUCCGAAGAUAGCGACGUACCCCGGACCUGACCGUCCAGGCCGAAUAACGGGGAUAGGUUUGGUAGGACUAGUAAGCUUAAAGAAGAAAUAAAAAAGAGAAAAAAAAAAGAAAAAAAAGGGACGUAUCCCCAGGACCAUUCACUGUCUCUUCCCUCUCCACGUCUGGUCUUCUUUUCUUAAAUCGUUUCUUUCAUAUCUCCAUAUAUAAGUUGCCUAGGUACCAGCCCUGCCUGUACCUUACUCACAUCUCGCCCACGUUUGGCCUUGACAGUCGAAGCACAUAUAGAUUGUCCAAAAACACAAAGCCAUGGAAGAGACUCGCGAGCUACCGGCAGAGGCCAUGCCGGUCUCGGCGCCACAACGGCGCACAAUGGGCGACUAUGCGAGGCGAGUCAAGAGGUCACUGACGACGCGCGACGGCCUCGUCGGGAACUACGACUACAAGUACCUGUUUACGCCAAAGCUGCCGUUCAUGAAGACGCCGCGGUCGGCGGCUCCGUUCUUCGGCCUCAACGACCGCAUGCCCGUGUUCCUGGCCAUGCUGCUCGGCUUCCAGCACGCGCUGGCCAUGCUUGCCGGACUGAUAACGGUGCCGCUGCUCCUCUCGGGCACCGGGGGCGCCAACCUCCCGCCGGCCACGCAGCAGUACCUGGUCUCGUCCGUCAUGAUCGUCGCCGGCAUCCUGUCCACCGUCCAGAUCACGCGCUUUCACCUCUUCAAGACCCCCUACUAUCUCGGCACCGGUCUCAUCUCCGUCGUCGGCUGCUCCUUUGCCGUCAUCCCCGUGGCCACCGGCGGCAUCAAGCAAAUGUACGCCAGCGGUUUCUGCCCGUCCGGCCCAGACGGCACCCCGCUGCCGUGUCCCGAUGCCUACGGCGCUCUCUUGGGCACCGCGGCCGUGUGUGCUCUGUUUGAGAUCUUGCUGUCUUUCUUGCCGCCCAAGGUCGUGCUGCGCAUCUUUCCUCCCAUUGUCACCGGGCCGACGGUGAUGCUUAUCGGAAUCUCGCUCGUGAGAUCGGGCUUCACCAACUGGGCAGGUGGGACAGGUCCUUGUAGCAACGCAGACCCAACUCCCUUUUUCGCCAGUUGUCCCAACAUCAACGCACCUCACGCUCUCCCCUGGGGAAGUGCAGAGUAUCUCGGACUCGGCUUCUCCGUCUACAUGACCAUCUUCCUGUGCGAGCGCUUCGGCGCACCCCUGAUGCAGUCGGCAGCCAUCGUCAUCGGCCUGGCCGUCGGCUGCAUCAUCGCCGCGGCGACUGGCUACUUUGACAACUCGGGCAUCAACAGCGCGCCCGCCGUGUCCUUCAUCUGGGUCCAGACCUUCAAGCUGCAGGUCUACCCGCCGCUCGUCCUGCCCAUGAUGGCGGUCGUGCUGAUUUGCAUGUGUGAGACCAUUGGAGACAUCACGGCCACCUGCGACGUGAGCCGUCUCGAGGUUGAGGGCAGGAUGUACGAGAGCCGUAUCCAGGGAGGCGUGCUGGCUGACGGUGUCAACAGUAUUUUUGCGGCCUUGAUGACCAUCACUCCCAUGACCACCUAUGCUCAGAACAAUGGUGUCAUUGCCCUGACGCGUUGUGCGAACCGGAAGGCGGGAUACUUUUGCUGUCUCUUUCUUAUAAUCAUGGGCGUCUUUGCCAAAUUCGCCGCGGCCCUCGUCGCGAUCCCCGCUCCCGUCUUGGGCGGCAUGACCACGUUCCUCUUCUCCUCGGUCGCCGUGUCGGGCAUCGCCAUCAUCACCAAGGGCGUGCCCUUCAACCGCCGCAACCGCUUCAUCCUGACCGCGGGCCUGGCCCUGGGCUACGGCGCGACUCUGGUGCCGACCUACUUCCACAGCGUCUUUGGCCCGACCGACAACGGGUCGCUCCAGGGCUUCCUCAACGCCAUCGAGCUCAUCAUGGAGACGGGCUUCGCCGUCGCCGCCUUCAUCUGCGUCGUCUUCAACCUGCUGCUGCCGGACGAGGUGGUGGACGAGGCCGACGACGCGGCGCAGCAGCAGCUCCGCGGCGGGGCGGCGUCGUCGUCGUCUGCUGCUGACCUCUCGGAGCGCGGUGAUGCUCACCCGCCGUCGGGCAAGGCGGCAGAGAGGGGAGGCGUGUCGCAGGUGGUGGCGUCGGGCGGGGAGGCGGGGUCUGAUACCGGCAUCGAGCACAAGGUCAAGGACAGCUAGGGGCUUGAUUUGACACUCGGCUGGUGAUUGUACUGUCUUUGUGAGAGGGGGCGCUGGCUUUUGUUAGAGUAUCUGAAUACCAAGAUUCACCUUGAAAC